Messenger RNA from Contarinia nasturtii (swede midge), 641 nucleotides. RefSeq names its product EF-hand domain-containing protein D2 homolog. The transcript has 4 exons. The coding region runs from base 154 to 549 and encodes 131 amino acids. Gene Ontology annotation, molecular function: calcium ion binding. The record is from RefSeq and is a predicted model, not a curated record. Lineage: Eukaryota; Metazoa; Arthropoda; Insecta; Diptera; Cecidomyiidae.
CAUGUUUUCACUUCGAUUUGAAAUAAAUUUUACCUUUCUACAUAGUAAAAAUCUAUUCGUCAUUUAAGUGCAUACCAUAUACAAUUUUUUGAUAUAUUCAACGUUUGAUAAGUACAUUUUCAAUAAAAAAAAGUCACAAAAAACUUCGUCACAAUGAUCGAAAUGGAAACAAUUUAUACAGAUUUUAAAGAAUUGUCGAAAGAGGAAAUUUUAAGUUAUCAAAAUAUCUUCGAACGUUACAAUAUUAAUGGUUUUUUGACUGAGGGUGGGCUAAAAGAAAUGAUGGUGCAAUCAAAAGUACCAUACACACAUGAUGGUUUACAAUCUAUUAUGGCCGAAUUUGAUGUAGACAACGACGGAAAAUUGAAUUUUCGAGAGUUUUUGGCUAUUUAUAAAAAAGCGAAAGAUGAAAAUGAAGGUAUGGUCGAUGAAACUCGCAACGGUACAAAUGAGCAUGCGCAGAAAAAAGUAUGUGGUAUUGAUUCAUGGAAGAUUACUACCAAAAUAAUAAAAAAAAUCCAAAAAUAUUGUUCUGGAAUCCAAUUUUAAAUAAUAGUUUCGAAAAAUGUAUUCAUAUAAGAUCUAAUUCUAGAAUCAUUCACAAUAUUGCUGAUGAUAAUAAAUAGCAAAUAAAAUCAAAA